Molecule: messenger RNA, 1659 nt
Organism: Zalophus californianus (California sea lion)
Lineage: Eukaryota; Metazoa; Chordata; Mammalia; Carnivora; Otariidae
Gene: CBX2
Product: chromobox 2
Exons: 5
Coding region: 52-1635 (527 amino acids)
Biological process (GO): negative regulation of transcription by RNA polymerase II
Cellular component (GO): heterochromatin; PRC1 complex
Source: RefSeq, a predicted model, not a curated record
GCUGUGCGGGGAGCGGCGGGCGCCGCGGUCGGGGCGGGCGCGCGCGGCAGCAUGGAGGAGCUGAGCAGCGUGGGCGAGCAGGUCUUCGCCGCCGAGUGCAUCCUGAGCAAGCGGCUCCGCAAGGGCAAGCUGGAGUACCUGGUCAAGUGGCGCGGCUGGUCCUCCAAACAUAACAGCUGGGAGCCAGAGGAAAAUAUCUUGGACCCAAGGCUGCUCCUGGCCUUCCAGAAGAAGGAACACGAGAAGGAGGUGCAGAACCGGAAGAGAGGCAAGCGACCCAGGGGCCGGCCGAGGAAGCACACGGUGGUGUCCUGUAGCCGGCACUCCAAGCUCAAGGAACCUGACGCGCCCUCCAAAUCCAGCAGCUCCUCUUCUUCCUCCACGUCUUCCUCCACCUCCUCCGAUGAAGAGGACGACAGUGACUUAGACGCCAAGAGGGGUCCCCGGGGCCGCGAGACCCACCCGGUGCCUCAGAAGAAGGCCCAGAUCUUGGUGGCCAAACCCGAAUUGAAGGACCCCAUCCGGAAGAAGCGAGGCCGCAAGCCCCUGCCCCCGGAGCAGAAGGCGGCCCGGAGACCCGUGAGCCUGGCCAAGGUGCUGAAGACCGCCCGGAAGGACCUGGGGGUGCCGGCCGGCAAGCUGCCUCCUCCGCUCAGCGCCCCCGUGGCAGGCCUGGCCGCUCUGAAGGCUCACGCCAAGGAGGCCUGCGGAGGCCCCAGCACCAUGGCCACCCCGGAGAACCUGGCCAGCCUGAUGAAGGGCAUGGCUGGCAGCCCCAGCCGGGGCGGCAUCAGCUGGCAGAGCUCCAUCGUGCACUACAUGAACCGAAUGAGCCAGAACCAGGCCCAGGCCGCCAGCAGACUGGCCCUCAAGGCCCAGACCGCUGGCAAGUGUGGCCUCGGGCUGGACCUUAAGGUGAGGACGCAGAAGGGGGAGCUGGGGAUCAGCUCCCCAGGAAGCAAAGUCCCAAAGGCCCCCAGCAGUGGGGCUGUGGAGCAGAAAGGGGGGAGUGCAGGGGGGCCCCCCUAUGUCCACAGUAGCAGCAAGGGCCCUGCCGGGUGCCUGGGCCCCCAGCCUGCACCCACCCAGGAGCUGAGCCUCCAGGUCUUGGACUUACAGAGUGUCAAGAACGGCACAGCGGGGGUGGGCAUGGUUGCCCGCCAUGCCACAGCCAGCAAGGGUGUCCCUGCCACCUGCCCAGCUGCAGGGAAGAGCGCCGGGGGCGGCCCCGCAGUGGGGAGUGGGUCCACCAUGCCCUCUGAUGGCAGCAAGAGUGAGAAGCUGCCUUCCAGGGUGGCGGCUCUGCCCUCUGUGGGCAAGAGGGACUGUGUCAGGGGCAGCUUGGCCACCAGCGGUCAGGAGGGCCACACGGCCCCCGGGGAAGCACGCAAGACAGCCUUGCCUGGAGAGCCGAGCGCCGGGGAGGAGAGCAGCUCCGACUCAGAGCCCGGCUCAGCCUCACCGCCCGGCGCCGCACAAAACCCAUCUGUGUCUGUCCAGACCAGCCAGGACUGGAAGCCCACCCGCAGCCUCAUUGAGCACGUCUUUGUCACCGAUGUCACUGCCAACCUCAUCACGGUCACCGUGAAGGAGUCUCCCACCAGCGUGGGCUUCUUCAACCUGAGACAUUACUGAUGCCCUGCGGCGGCCUGGCUCUUG